Molecule: messenger RNA, 743 nt
Organism: Anthonomus grandis grandis
Lineage: Eukaryota; Metazoa; Arthropoda; Insecta; Coleoptera; Curculionidae
Exons: 10
Coding region: 258-743 (161 amino acids)
Source: RefSeq, a predicted model, not a curated record
UCUGAAAAUCCUUAUUUCUUACCUUACUAGUUACUUCCAUUAUUUUUCUUUUACAUGGUGGGCAGUGAACUGAAAGCGAGUGUUGGUGGAUCCAAAAGACGUUUCUACACCUCCAGUAUAUUAUGUAUGCACAUUUGGAAAUUGUAAGACGGCAAGAUAGAAAGUAGCGUGCAUAGCACUGGUAGUUGAGACUAGAACUCUUCUUCAUGAAUAACAAAGGCAGCAAUGGUGAAUAGGGGCCCUGCAAGAAGGGAGUCAUGCAUUUGAGAAAUGUUGUACAAGAUGACGCAGAUGAUUCUUUUUACGUUUUGGAUAUAAUCAGGGUUGUACAAGAUGACGCAGAUGAUUCUUUUUACGUUUUGGAUAUAAUCAGGGUUGUACAAGAUGGCGCAGAUGAUUCUUUUUACGUUUUGGAUAUAAUCAGGGUUGUACAAGAUGGCGCAGAUGAUUCUUUUUACGUUUUGGAUAUAAUCAGGGUUGUACAAGAUGGCGCAGAUGAUUCUUUUUACGUUUUGGAUAUAAUCAGGGUUGUACAAGAUGGCGCAGAUGAUUCUUUUUACGUUUUGGAUAUAAUCAGGGUUGUACAAGAUGGCGCAGAUGAUUCUUUUUACGUUUUGGAUAUAAUCAGGGUUGUACAAGAUGGCGCAGAUGAUUCUUUUUACGUUUUGGAUAUAAUCAGGGUUGUACAAGAUGGCGCAGAUGAUUCUUUUUACGUUUUGGAUAUAAUCAGGGUAAGAAAAUAG